UGCUAUAAAUUCCAUCCCCUUACUACAAGCAACUCCCCAACACAAACCUCUGUGUGUGUUUCUCAUUUUCGUAUCUGAACACCGUUGCUUCUUUCUGUCACAUGUCUCAUAAGCCCAACUUUACUCAAUCUUGUUUCAUAGCAUUUUGUCCUCAUUCCCAACCAAAACUCCAAUUAGUCAUUUCCUAUCAUCUCCCAAUAAUUUGAUUCCGUUCAUUCCGUUACAUUCCCCUCAGGGCUCAAUCACAAUCACAAACACAAAAUAAAUAAAUAAAAACCUUAUUAUUUACUUUCGAAAUAUCCCCGAUAUAGUCUGUUGACAAAAUCAACCCAACCAAUCUCUUUAAUUUCCUUUGAUUUUUUCAAAGUUACAAACUUUUUCACAAAAAAGAGUAAUGGGUGUCAAGGGUUUCGUUGAAGGAGGCAUAGCUUCCAUCAUUGCAGGGUGUUCAACACACCCUCUUGAUCUCAUCAAGGUUCGAAUGCAGCUUCAAGGAGAAAUUCAAACACCCAAUAUCCGACCCGCAAUGGCAAUCCAACCGGGUUCCGUUCACUCGUUGCCGCCGCCGCCACGUGUUGGUCCAAUUUCCGUUGGUGUUAAAUUAGUCCAACAAGAAGGUGUAGCCGCUCUUUUCUCCGGCGUCUCCGCCACCGUCCUCCGGCAGGUUCUCUACUCCACAACCCGUAUGGGACUCUACGACAUGCUCAAGAAAAAAUGGACCGAUCCAAACGCCGGCGGUACCAUGCCGUUAACAAGCAAAAUCGCAGCAGGGCUGAUCGCCGGUGGGAUCGGGGCAGCGGUCGGGAAUCCAGCCGACGUGGCGAUGGUCAGGAUGCAGGCCGACGGAAGACUUCCGCCAACUCAAAGACGAAAUUAUAAAUCCGUCGUCGAUGCCAUCACGAGAAUGGCAAAAGAUGAGGGAGUUACUAGUCUAUGGCGCGGUUCAUCGCUUACUGUGAACCGCGCCAUGUUAGUUACGGCGUCGCAGCUGGCAUCCUACGACGAGUUUAAGGAAACAAUUUUGGAAAAAGGUUGGAUGCGGGAUGGGCUUGGGACUCACGUGACAGCGAGUUUUGCAGCGGGUUUUGUGGCAGCAGUUGUGACGAAUCCGGUGGAUGUGAUUAAAACGAGGGUGAUGAAUAUGAAGGUGGAGGUUGGAUCGCCGCCGCCGUACUCCGGUGCUGUUGAUUGUGUUUUGAAGACUGUUCGUGGUGAGGGUCCUAUGGCUCUUUAUAAGGGUUUUAUUCCUACGAUUACGAGACAGGGACCUUUUACGGUUGUUCUGUUUGUUACGUUGGAACAGGUUCGUAAGUUGCUUAAGGAUUUCUAAGUUCGAUGAUGAACAACGUUAAUAAUGUUCUUUAGACGGAUUUUAUUUUUAUUAAUUUUUUUAGUUUUAGUUUUAUUUAAAUUAAGAUUUUGGUAUGUGUUGCUCAGAUCAGCUAUUCCAAUUAAAUUGGCAAUAGAUUGUUAUCGACUGAAUUAGGAACUAGUUAUGGUGCUUGGAAUUUGGAGUAUGAAAUUAAUAUUAUUUUUUCAUUUUAAUUUUGAGUUUAUCAAGUUGGAGAAUGUUAUUAUUA
Messenger RNA from Cicer arietinum (chickpea), 1580 nucleotides. Its product is annotated as mitochondrial uncoupling protein 5-like. The record is from RefSeq and is a predicted model, not a curated record. Gene Ontology annotation, biological process: transmembrane transport. Lineage: Eukaryota; Viridiplantae; Streptophyta; Magnoliopsida; Fabales; Fabaceae.